Messenger RNA from Arabis nemorensis, 1188 nucleotides. The record is from the annotation of a GenBank genome assembly. NCBI's taxonomy places the organism in Eukaryota, Viridiplantae, Streptophyta, Magnoliopsida, Brassicales, Brassicaceae.
AUGGGUUUCCUAGAGUUGUUGGAGGUGGCUUCAAUGCCAAUCGUCCAAGUUCUCCUCAUCAGCGUCCUUGGCGCUUUCUUGGCUACCGAUUACUGCUCUCUUCUCUCCGCUGACACCCGAAGAUCCGUGAACAAGCUCGUCUUCGUGGUCUUCACCCCCUGCAUCAUGUUUGCCAGCCUUGCCCAGACCGUGACAUUGCAGGACAUUAUUUCAUGGUGGUUCAUGCCCAUAAAUGUUGGGAUCACCUUUCUAGUUGGAGGCAUUCUUGGAUGGGUGGUGGUCAAGCUGCUAAACCCCGAGCCUCAACUUCAUGGCCUCAUAAUUGCUACAUGUGCCUCAGGCAAUUUGGGGAACCUUAUGCUUAUUCUGGUCCCUGCCAUCUGUGACGAGGAAGGCAGUCCUUUUGGGAAUCGGAGUGUCUGCAGAUCCGUUGGGCUCUCCUACGCAUCUUUCUCUAUGGCCCUUGGGGGUUUCUACAUUUGGACGUACAGUUACCAACUGGUGAGAAGCUCUGCUACACAGUUCAAAGCUCUUGAAGCCGCCGGGUUGGUCAAGUCUCCCAACAAGGACAACGACUCUGAUCCCCGCACUCUACUCCUCAAGCCGCACCAAAACCAAGACCUUGAAAUCCAGGGCAAACAAAAGGUGUCUACUCGGACAUACAUCAAGGACUUGCUCCAUCAAAUUCUUGAGGAACUCUUCGCACCGCCCACCAUUGGUGCCAUUCUUGGCUUUGUCUUCGGAGCAACCAACUGGUUGAGGAACCUUAUAAUCGGGGAGAACGCUCCGUUGCGAGUCAUUCAAGACUCAGUAAAGCUUCUUGGGGAAGGCACCAUUCCUUGCGUCACACUCAUACUAGGGGGAAACCUGAUUAACGGUCUGCGUUCGUCAUCCGUGAAAAUAUCAGUGAUUGUGGGAGUGAUCUGUGUGCGCUAUAUCAUCCUUCCUGUGGUGGGAGUCGGGGUGGUGCAAUUAGCAGGGAAUCUAGGCUAUCUUCCACCGGACCCUCUCUUCCGAUACGUUCUCAUGCUUCAGUUUGCACUGCCUCCUGCCAUGAAUAUCAGCACAAUGACACAGCUGUUCGACGUGGCUCAAGAUGAGUGUUCGGUCAUCUUCUUGUGGACUUACCUGAUUGCAUCCCUAGCCCUCACCAUCUGGUCAACCAUAUUCCUCUCUAUCCUCUCCUGA